CUGCCUUCUGGGCUACCGAUUUUAAGAGCAAAUGAGCCAUCUCAGAGUUUAGCUUCAACUCUUCGCUCUAAUCGUUUUCCUCUCAGCUAUGGAUUUCGAAGAAGAGUUUGCAGAUCAGCAUGUUCCUCCGUCUUUCGAUCCAAUGAAAAACGUUGUCACAGCCAAGGGAUUGAACCCAGGAUUGAUUGUGUUGCUUGUGAUUGGUGGACUUGUGUUGGCAUUCCUUGUUGGAAACUACUUGCUAUACAUGCAUGCACAGAAGACACUUGGCCCCAAGAAGAAGAAGCCAGUCUCCAAGAAGAAGAUGAAGAGGGAAAGACUGAAGCAAGGUGUCUCAGCACCAGGAGAAUAGAUCAUCAAUCUAGAGAGCUCCAAGUUCCUGCAGCUUGAUCGUCCUUGUAGUGUAUGAGUUUGUUAAUUUUGGUGUAUUCAGUUCAUGUACUUUAGUUCAGUUUGAGAGACUUUUAGGAAUGUGAAGAGAAUGGGUAGAGAUGGUUGGGUUUUGCAAUGAAUAAUAUCCCUCAACCCUAUCUACUUGUGAUAUGAUAUCACGGCAAAAAGUGAAAGAAAAGCAAGAUAUGAGUAGGUGGAAUAAAUCUCUUCUGAUUUCUGAAUUU
Ipomoea triloba (trilobed morning glory) is the source of this 617-nucleotide messenger RNA. RefSeq names its product DNA-binding protein S1FA-like. Gene Ontology annotation, cellular component: nucleus. Gene Ontology annotation, biological process: regulation of DNA-templated transcription. The coding region runs from base 89 to 352 and encodes 87 amino acids. Gene Ontology annotation, molecular function: DNA binding. The record is from RefSeq and is a predicted model, not a curated record. Lineage: Eukaryota; Viridiplantae; Streptophyta; Magnoliopsida; Solanales; Convolvulaceae. The transcript is spliced from 2 exons.